ACACUUCUCUACUUCUCUCUUCUCUCUUCUCUCUUCUUUAAACUCUAUCAAUCUCUCCAUUCUUGUGUUGCAAAUCAACAAUGGCAGAUGAAGUAACUCUACUUGAUUUCUGGCCAAGCCCUUUUGGGAUGAGGUUAAGAAUAGCACUUGCUGAAAAGGGUAUCAAGUAUGAGUACAAAGAUGAGGACUUGAGGAACAAGAGCCCUCUGUUGCUGAAAAUGAACCCUGUUCAUAAGAAAAUCCCAGUUCUUAUUCACAAUGGAAAACCCAUUUGUGAGUCUCUAAUUGCUGUUCAAUACAUUGAUGAAGUGUGGAGUGAUAGAUCUCCUUUGUUGCCUUCUGAUCCUUAUCAAAGAGCUCAGGCUAGGUUCUGGGCUGAUUUUGUCGACAAGAAGAUUUAUGAUGCUGGAAGGAAGGUAUGGACACUGAAAGGAGAAGAACAAGAAGCUGGGAAGAAAGAGUUCUUGGAUGCCCUUAAACUCUUGGAGGAUCAACUUGGUGACAAGCCCUAUUUUGGAGGUGACAACAUUGGUUAUGUUGAUGUGUCACUUGUUCCAUUCUACAGCUGGUUCAAGGCAUAUGAGACAUUUGGCAACAUCAACAUAGAAAAAGAGUGUCCCAAAUUCAUUGCUUGGGCCAAGAGGUGUCUUCAGAAGGAAAGUGUCUCUAGUUCACUCCCUGAUCAAAACAAAGUCUAUGAUUUCAUUGUUGAGAUGAGAAAGAAGUUUGGUUUAGAGUGAAGAGGCCGCCAAGUUUAGUUAAAUGAUUCUGUAAUAAUAAAAGGGCACUUUGCUGUGCCCAAUUUUAUGCUUUUAGUAGGAAUUUAUGGUAUCCGAAUAAAUUAUGUAUCUUUGGUAUGGAAUUCGUAGCACUUUACCAUGUAUUUGGUGUUUUAUUUGUCUAAGUAGUUAAUAUUUUCUGUAUUAUUAUUAUAUAACAUUGUUGCUCAAA
Arachis duranensis is the source of this 951-nucleotide messenger RNA. RefSeq names its product probable glutathione S-transferase. The transcript has 2 exons. Gene Ontology annotation, biological process: glutathione metabolic process. The record is from RefSeq and is a predicted model, not a curated record. Gene Ontology annotation, molecular function: glutathione transferase activity. NCBI's taxonomy places the organism in Eukaryota, Viridiplantae, Streptophyta, Magnoliopsida, Fabales, Fabaceae. Gene Ontology annotation, cellular component: cytoplasm. Bases 81 to 740 code for a protein of 219 amino acids.